Molecule: messenger RNA, 2278 nt
Organism: Galeopterus variegatus (Sunda flying lemur)
Lineage: Eukaryota; Metazoa; Chordata; Mammalia; Dermoptera; Cynocephalidae
Gene: RGS7BP
Product: regulator of G-protein signaling 7 binding protein
Exons: 6
Coding region: 558-1331 (257 amino acids)
Biological process (GO): G protein-coupled receptor signaling pathway
Cellular component (GO): nucleus; neuron projection; postsynapse
Source: RefSeq, a predicted model, not a curated record
ACGAGGGAUCAAAGCAGCAGAUUAGAGCCAAUUGCCUGCCUCGGGGACGGCCAGCCCUUCCAGGCCUGGCGACGGUGGAGGGAGGGGAGAGACGAACCGAACGCCGCUGCGGGAAGACGCUGAAGCAAGAGCGACACCCCCUCCCGCCCCCCACCUUGCAGCGCAGGCUUUGAAAGCUGCUCCCCCAUCUGAAUGGAAAGUCGGAACCGCCGGGCGGCGCGUUCCUUCUCGCCCAGCCUUGCGAUCCAUGCGGAGAGGAAAGCGGUGCGAGCCCGCGCCAGCGCCCAGCUCCCGGGACAGGGCCGGCAGUGCUGCUGAGCAGAACUUGAUCGUGCCCUUUCCUCGCUGCUAGUGGAAGCGAUGCUGCACGGUACAGCCAGCGCUGCCCAGGCUCUCCUUCAGGCUGAAGGUUACCCACCCGCGCAGACAGCCCCAGCCCUGUGAGCGGCGCGCCGGUCCCGGCUCCGGCUGCUUGGCGGCGGCGCGCAGGGUAACGACCGGGCCGCCCGCGCCGGGGCGCACUGCAUCAGCGGCUUCGGCUUGGUGGAUGUGUAUGCAUGAGUUCUGCACCGAAUGGGCGCAAAAAGCGCCCCGGCCGGUCCACCCGCUCCUCGAUCUUCCAGAUCAGCAAGCCCCCGCUGCAGAGCGGGGAUUGGGAGCGCAGGGGCAGCGUCUCCGAGAGCGCCCACAAGACCCAACGAGCCCUGGACGACUGCAAGAUGCUCGUCCAAGAGUUCAACACGCAAGUAGCCCUGUACCGAGAGUUGGUCAUUUCUAUUGGGGACGUCUCGGUCAGUUGCCCUUCACUCCGGGCAGAAAUGCACAAGACAAGAACCAAAGGCUGUGAAAUGGCCCGUCAGGCACACCAAAAACUGGCUGCCAUCUCGGGCCCGGAAGAUGGUGAGAUCCAUCCAGAAAUCUGUCGGCUUUACAUCCAGCUGCAGUGCUGCUUAGAAAUGUACACAACAGAGAUGCUAAAAUCCAUAUGUCUACUGGGGUCUCUUCAGUUUCAUCGAAAAGGAAAGGAACCUGGUGGAGGAACCAAGAAUUUGGAUUGCAAAAUUGAGGAGUGUGCUGAAACACCUGCCCUCGAGGACUCCUUGUCAUCCCCUGUAGAUAGUCAGCAACAUUCCUGGCAGGUUUCCACAGACAUUGAGAACACUGAAAGAGACAUGCGAGAAAUGAAAAAUCUUUUAAGCAAACUCAGGGAAACUAUGCCUUUACCAUUGAAAAAUCAAGAUGACAGCAGCCUUCUGAAUCUAACUCCCUAUCCCCUGGUUAGAAGACGGAAGAGAAGGUUCUUUGGGCUAUGUUGUCUCGUCUCAAGCUAGGCAGUUCCUCCUGGAAACCCACCAUUGGGAACACCUGAAAAAAAAAUCACAAAACCCGAGGACCUCCAGACAGCUGAACCACACAGUUAUUGGUUUUUGACUAUGUUUUCUAUGCUUCCUUAUUACUUUUAUCCACCUUCCCCACCCUUUUAAAUAAUUUUACACUUGAAAGCAGCUGCCAUCAAGAAAAAAAGAACAGAUUUAAAAAGCAGGCUGUUUUUAAAAGGAUUUUUAAAGCCGACAUUGUGCAUGUCUGCUCCAAACCAUGCCAUAACAGAUGCAAGAAUUAUGAUUUUUAAAUUAUUUAAAGGUUUUUUUAAUGUAUUAUACAGAGAAAAAUUAUUUCACAUGUAAUAGUAUCUCUAUAGCAAUUGAUGAUCUCAUGUUAACAAAUUAUCACAUAUGAAAGGAGUCUUUAAACAUAGAAAUCUAUUUAAAACUGCAAAACCAUGUUCAAAACUCCAAUCUAUCAAUAUCAUUAGAAAUAAUAUUAUAACCAAACAUAUACCACUUCACCUAUUGCUUUCUCUGCACUCAUUUACAUUUAGUCUUCCAUUCUGUCAGAAUCUAAGAGCUUCAGCAUAAAAAUAUCUUAAUUUAUAAUGCAACAAAAACCAUAUAUGAAAAGUACUUAAAUUUUGUAAAUACACAAUAAUCCUAAUACCUUCGUACAAUGCAUAUGGGCAAAUAAUUUCCUUUUGAUCCAAUGGUGUCUUUUUCAGCUUCUUGGAGAAUGAAGUAAUUCAGUUAGAAAUGGUGUAGUAACAUAUACAAUUACCCUCAAAUGUAAAAUUGAAUAUUAUCACAUUUUGUUCUAAUUGAAAUCUGAAGCAUGGUGUCUGCACAUCAGCAUAGUGUUAAAUCUUAUAGGGCAUGCUGGAAUUAGCUCAGAUCGUAAAAAUAUUUAACAUUUUACAUUGUUAAUAAAAUUUUUUUAAUUAAGCUAA